AUGACUGGCAACGACGACUUUUAUGCAUUUGACGAUGAAUCAUUACUACGAUCCAGGAACAGCGUUAAUGAUGGCAGAUUGCAGAGAGGCGAUUCGUUAGUGAGAAGAGAACGGAAUGAUUUCACUGAUCCAGACAAUCCGCACCACUAUUACGCGCAAAAAACGCAGGAACAGCGUGCAAAGGGUCAGGUUCAAGUCCAGGAGUCCAUUCCGCUCGAAGAAAUGAAUCGCGGCAAAAAAAAACGGAACCAUCGAAAACACAAAACACGCAAUCUCUUUCGUUUUGGCAAAUCUAUUGCUAUAUUAUCACAUUUUGGGCACCGGCACCGUUGCUGUCGUUAUUUGGGAUGCCAAAAAAGCAGCGUCAGUUUGCCUGGAGAGAAAAGAUCGCCCUUUUAUCGGUCAUCUUGUAUGCGGGCACUCUUGUUGCGUAUCUGACGUUUGGUUUCACGAAAACUGUCUGCAGUAAUCAGACCCUACGCUUGCGCAACAAUGAGGUCUCGCAAAGCUAUUUGAUAGUCAACGGGCGGUCCUACGGCUUGGACUCUUCGUCUCAUCCUGCAGCUGCAGGCAUCGACGCGGGUACCAACGUAUUGUAUCCACCUAUAAAUGCAGGAAGUAUGGAUGGAAGUUUUCUGUUUCAAAACGUUAACGGAAAUUGCAAAGGGCUCAUAACGCCAAAGGAAAACUGUAGCAUUCCCUAUGAUGACGACGAAAACUUGGCUUGGUAUUUUCCUUGCAAAUUGAUUGCACAGGACGGCUCAACAGAGCCAAACUUCACCGUGAGUGAAUACUAUGACGGCUGGGCGUGCCAUACCUCUCAGGAAGCCCGCGAUGCUUACUAUUCGCUCAAAGCCGCUGCCGAUGUCUAUUUCACUUGGGAAGACGUCAAAAACUCAACUCGCAACCUUGUAGUCUACAAUGGCCAUGUUCUUGACCUGAACAUGCUCGACUGGCUACAAACGGAUGAUCUUGACUAUCCUCCGCUAUUCGAUCAAUUGAAAGACUCGAAAUUGCAAGGCUAUGAUAUUUCGCUGGUUUUGUCAGACUCUUUCGAAAAAAAAGCAGCAAGGUGUUUGUCAGAGAUAAUUAAGGUUGGUGAAAUUGAUACGUCGACCAUUGGGUGCCUUGCUUCCCAAGUGGUUUUGUACAUUUCCCUUGUUUUCAUCCUGGCCGUUGUCUUCGUGAAAUUCUUCAUAUCGUGCUAUUUCCGGUGGUUUGUGGCCAGAAAGCAAGGCGCUUACACUGUAAGCAAUAAAAGCAUGAAACAACAUGCCAACGACAUCGAGGACUGGUCCGAAAAUAUCAACGCAAGAGGCCCAAUCAAAAAGGUUGAUCACAAUAUGAGGCCACACGGUCAACGUAGGGUCUCCGCGUUUGAUCUCAUAAAACGUAAUUCUAUGAUGCUUCUCAAUGAUGAUGCUGGCUUCAAGGACCCCCAGGAUAAAUUUCGUGGAAUGACAACCAUGACCACUCAAUCGCUUCUGAAGUCGAACGUUCAAACUGAGGGCCAGGUUGGUGCGGAUUUUCAAUCUCCGUUCACAAACGACUUGAUCUCUCCAUCAAAUACUUUGGAGACUUUAGAUCCAACCAUUAUUCACCCAGACGUUGUAGCACAGCCUCCGGCAGAUUUCAUGCCCAAUGGAUAUCCUCUCGUGCAUACAAUAUGUUUUGUAACUUGCUACUCCGAAGACGAAAGUGCCAUUCGAACCACUUUAGACUCUCUCGCUACAACAGAUUAUCCAAAUUCUCACAAAUUACUAAUGGUGGUUUGUGAUGGUAUCAUUAGCGGAUCUGGUAAUGCUCUGUCGACACCAGAUAUUGCGUUGGGAAUGGUUGAAGACUUUGUUGUUCCACCAGAAGAAGUUGAACCUCAUUCUUAUGUUGCUGUCGCAUCUGGUUCGAAGAGACAUAAUAUGGCCAAGGUCUACGCCGGAUUUUACAAAUACGACGACUCCACGAUUGAACCAGACUUGCAGCAAAAAGUUCCCAUUGUAGUCAUAGUGAAAUGCGGCACACCGGAUGAGCAAGCUUCGGUCAAACCUGGAAACAGAGGUAAGCGUGAUUCUCAAAUUAUUUUGAUGUCAUUCCUGCAGAGACUCACUUUCGAAGAACGUAUGACAGUUUUCGAGUACCAACUGUUGAAAAAUAUAUGGCAAAUUACUGGACUCAUGUCGGAGUUUUAUGAGCUAGUUCUGAUGGUUGAUGCCGACACGAAAGUUUUCCCCGAUUCAUUGACUCACAUGGCUGCUGAAAUGGUCAAAGACCCAGAAAUCAUGGGUCUUUGCGGAGAAACUAAAAUUGCAAAUAAAACCGAAUCGUGGGUAUCAUGGAUUCAGGUGUUCGAAUACUUCAUAUCUCAUCACCAGGCAAAAGCUUUUGAAUCUGUCUUCGGAAGUGUAACUUGUCUUCCAGGUUGUUUCUCGAUCUAUCGAAUCAAAUCUCCAAAGGGACCCGAUGGAUAUUGGGUGCCCCUCUUAUCAAACCCUGACAUUGUCGAAAGAUAUUCGGACAAUGAUACCAGCACCCUGCAUAAAAAAAAUUUGCUGCUAUUAGGUGAAGAUAGAUAUUUGUCUUCUUUGAUGUUGAGAACUUUUCCUAAGCGUAAGCAGGUCUUCCUAUCUAAGGCUGCCUGUAAAACGAUUGUUCCUGCUCAACUAAAGGUGCUACUGUCGCAGCGAAGACGGUGGAUCAACUCCACAGUACACAACUUGAUGGAACUAGUUUUGAUUCAAGAUCUCUGCGGUAGCUUCUGCUUUUCGAUGCAAUUUGUCAUCGGAAUGGAACUUAUCGGGACUUUGGUUCUACCGCUUGCCAUCUGCUUCACCAUUUACGUCAUCAUUUUUGCCAUUGUGUCUCAUCCCACACCAAUUAUCACCUUGGUAUUGUUAGCGGUUAUCCUGGGUCUUCCUGGUCUAUUAAUCGUCGUAACAGCUACCAGAUGGUCAUACUUGGGUUGGAUGGCAAUCUACAUCAUUGCUUUACCAAUUUGGAAUUUCUUACUACCUGUUUAUGCCUUUUGGAAGUUCGAUGAUUUCAGUUGGGGUGAUACGAGAACGAUUGCUGGGGGAAAUAAAGCAAGUCAAGAAGAGGAGCUGGGAGAAUUCGAUCAUUCCAUGAUUAGAAUGAGAACUUGGAGAGAAUUCGAGAGAGAAGAGCGUCUGAAGGGUAAAGGUCAGGGGCAGCAUUCGAGACUUGGCUCUAUUUUGAAUCUCGACUAUAUUCCUGAUGGAUCGAAUCCGAACAGAGACGAUUCUUAA
Molecule: messenger RNA, 3260 nt
Organism: Lachancea sp. 'fantastica'
Lineage: Eukaryota; Fungi; Ascomycota; Saccharomycetes; Saccharomycetales; Saccharomycetaceae
Source: the annotation of a GenBank genome assembly